AUGACACGUAUUCGAUUGAAACCAAUAAUUCGAUGCAUUCAUGUAUUUUUUAUCAAACGUCCUGGCUCCAAUCAGCAACACCUAAUACUAAUUAGUAUUGUUAAUGUUCUUCUUUUGCUUAUGCUGUUUGGUUACAUGUCAGUACUUGCCAUUUUCGCCUACGGACGUCCAUUUUGUAUGGAUGCAUUCCAUGUUGGCAUGCUCAUCACAACUCAUGCAAUUAGCGUCUGUGUACUGACUGCGCUUAUCAGUUUGUUCAAAAAGCACACACUCGACAACACCUAUUUGUAUCCCAUCAUCGGUUUGUUUGGUCUUGUAGGUGAUCUUGUUAUCUUCGGAUUAGCCAAACGUACAUGGUUACUCUACAUAGCGGCAUCUAUUGGAAGUUUGUUUUUUAUUACAAUGCCAGUACUACGGUCCAAACUUAGUAGACUCGUAGAGCCGAGCGAAUAUGCCAUUGUGUUCAUCGCUGCAGCCUUCAUUGAAGCAGGUGGUGACAAGGGAAUCGAUGCCGCAUCAAACUCUAUCUAUAAUGCAUCGCUUCAUUUUUGGCCUGGGCUCGUCUUUCUAGUCCUGGCGCUGCUAAGUAUUUUCCCAUUGUUUAUCAUGGGUUAUUUGGCAUAUUCUGAAAAGAAAACAGUACCAAUUACAACACCAUAUAACAAUACGAAAGUUUGA
Rotaria socialis is the source of this 678-nucleotide messenger RNA. The record is from the annotation of a GenBank genome assembly. NCBI's taxonomy places the organism in Eukaryota, Metazoa, Rotifera, Eurotatoria, Philodinida, Philodinidae.